AACUUGCGCUGUUUUAAUAUUGUCCAGCACUGUUAAAUAAAAGUGACGUCAAUUGUGCUCCCUACAAGUUUAUUUCGCCUACAGAAAUCCGUUUCACACAUGUUUUGCGCGGUUGAAGGCUGCUCAAAUCGCAAAUCAAAAAGCCGUUACUUUUUGUUUCCAAAGGAUGCAAAAAUGCGGCAGAGAUGGGUGGAAUUUUGUCGGCGAACGGAUAAAAUAAACACCAAACUAGAGAAAAUAUGUGUGCAACACUUUGUGGAAAGCGACUUUGAAAGGGAUUUGCCUUAUGAACUAGGAGUCUAUAAUAAACCCAGACCAUUGAAACUGAAGCCGGAAUCGGUGCCAAGUGUAAGCAACAAUGAAGAAGACUUUGACUUCGAAUACGAAGAACUAGAAGGAGGGGAUGAUAAGCAAGAAAAAUCAUUGGCACAAAGAAAACGAAUUGUGGAUGCUCUACUAACGGAAUAUGAGGAAAAACAAACCAAUGAAUCUUUGGAACAGGAUGAAGAAAUCACGGAUGACCAGCCAACUGAGGAGGUUGUCCAGGUGGUGGUCGAUGCUGACGCCUAUCUCACAGCCUUGGAGAGGGAAAACAUCUUGCUGCGUCGUGAGAACUUUAAAAUGAGCCUGGCGAAUAAAAAGGACGCCGCGGAGAAGCAGAAACUGAUGCAGCAAUUGGAGGCGUCAAAUGCUCGUUACAAUAACCUAUUUACCCAAUUAGAAAAGGUAUUUUCCCGACCACAAAUUCAUAAAUUACAAAGCGGGAAACGCAUUAUGUGGCCAAAGCAGGAUCUAAGAGAUGCAUUUACUCUAUAUGCGGCAAGUCCAACUGUCUAUAGCAUGCUGCUCCAGAAGAAUUAUCCAUUGCCAUCCACGAGAGCACUGUCACAAAUGAACAACAGCGAGACCAAAGUCACACAAGAUUCAUUUGAAUUUGAAGAAGGUAGCGAACUAAUAGAAAUUAUUGAUAUAACACAACUAGAUCACAAUUACAUUAAUUAAACUAGUUUCAAUUAUUUUCUCAUAUUCUGUUUAUUUAAUAGAGUAAUCUAGUCUAUAGUCCGCUUGUGUUUCAUAUGACAAAAGUGAUUUGUAAAAAUAAAAAGAAAUCAAAUUUCGAUAAUAAUGCGGUUUAUUUGAAUAUUGAACUAAAACUAAUACAAAACUUGGAUACUUUCGCCCAUAAUUGCAGACCAUUAUUAGGCAAUUAUUUAUCCUGUUGCUAUUGUUAUAUGUUGUAUUAUAAUUCUUCACUUAGUCGUUUCUUUUAGGGGGUUGCUUGUUUUGUUUAAAAUUUAGAAUUUAACUAAAAGAUCUUAUAUGUAUAUAAUAGGACUUGUUGACAGAGACGUUGAAAA
Molecule: messenger RNA, 1358 nt
Organism: Drosophila albomicans
Lineage: Eukaryota; Metazoa; Arthropoda; Insecta; Diptera; Drosophilidae
Product: 52 kDa repressor of the inhibitor of the protein kinase-like
Exons: 2
Coding region: 100-1002 (300 amino acids)
Source: RefSeq, a predicted model, not a curated record